AUGAGUGAUUAUCUCUUGGCAAAUUAUAGUCAUGAAUAUGAAAAUGAAUUUAUGUAUUUAAUGAUAGAAACAAGUAUGGGAACAAAAUUUGAUAAUAAUGAUAAAUUACCUAAAUGUCUUGUUAUGGUUGGUGGCAAACCUAUUAUUCAAUGGCAAAUAGAGGUGCUUGAGAAAUUAAAUGUUAAAGAAUUAGAAAUUGUAGUUGGAACGUCUGUUGUUGCUCUUGUUCAAUCAACUGUUGGAUCAAUUAAGACAACAAUUAAUAUCCAUUAUUAUCCAAUUGAUGAUAUGGAAUUCUUACACAAUGGAGUUGCAUUAAAAAAAUCAACAAAUAUUAUUGUUAAAAUGAAACGUGUUUCUAGUCUAAUAGGAAAUGGAAUAAACUUACCUUGUCCUUCUUCAGUUUCUCAAUUUGGAAAAUUAAUUAAUCAUAAAAUUAGAGAUAUUUUUGAUAAAGCAGAUAUUAAACGUGAACAACCUAUUGUUUUUGAUAAUGAAAUGCUUGGAAAUUAUUUAGGGAUAUUUGGUGAUAAAUUAAAUGAUGUCACUCAAUAUAUUCUUAAUAUUAUUACACCUGAUAAAAUAUUAUUAUCUCAAACUAAAAAUAAAAGUAAUAAAAUACUUGAAAACCACUGUAACUCACCAAUUAUUCAUUCUUUAGAUAUUGAUACUUUGAAAACAGAAACCAACAAAGAAGAAAUUAUACAAAAUGAAAAUAUUAGUUUUGUUAGUUUUGAUAAUCAAGAAAUAUUCUUCAAUAAUGAAUGUCCUAUCAAUAAUGGAUCAAUUAAUAUUAUUACUGCUUUUCCUUAUAGUAAUUGGCAAAUUCCUUAUACGGCAUUUAUCAAUAAUACUACUCAACAACUACCAAGUCUUUCAAGUUCUGGGCUAAUUUGA
Messenger RNA from Entamoeba dispar SAW760, 897 nucleotides. RefSeq lists its product as uncharacterized. The record is from RefSeq and is a predicted model, not a curated record. Bases 1 to 897 code for a protein of 298 amino acids. NCBI's taxonomy places the organism in Eukaryota, Evosea, Mastigamoebida, Endamoebidae. The transcript has 2 exons.